This is a messenger RNA of Penaeus chinensis, 6450 nucleotides long. RefSeq names its product glycine-rich cell wall structural protein-like. Bases 592 to 1689 code for a protein of 365 amino acids. Lineage: Eukaryota; Metazoa; Arthropoda; Malacostraca; Decapoda; Penaeidae. The transcript is spliced from 5 exons. Gene Ontology annotation, molecular function: zinc ion binding; nucleic acid binding. The record is from RefSeq and is a predicted model, not a curated record.
AUUCGAGGCACCGCCGCCGCCCUGGCACCUGCUCUCUAGUGCCCCUGUGCCCGUCGCGCUCGGAGACGAUGCUGCCAUAACGUUGCGAAAGUGAUUCCUUCCGUGUCCGACAAGGCGAUGGGCGGAAGGGGGUGAGUGCACGUCGCCACCGAUAUACUCAGCGCCGUAACGUAACGCAGGAGCCCGGAGUCAUCCGUAACGCAAUGCGACUGUGACAUGGUUGUUUCGAGUGAGAGAGCGUGAAAAAGUUCGGUCCGAUCAGUUGAUAGAAAAAUGUGACGCGGAAGUGACAGUCGCGGUGAGAGUAAGGGCGAGUGGAAGUGACAUCGUGCUGAGGGGAAGACUCGGCUGACAGGAAGUGUCCUGAGUCGUGAGGUCUGGCUGAUGAGCCACGCAGACGCCUCGGGUCCUCUUGCUUAACAUCUCAAAGAACGCGGCCGCCUCCAAGUGGAUGACGUGUGCGGGUCCAUGCCUGUGUGUGAAUUACUGAAGAGGAAAAGGAAAGUGUCCGAGUGAGCCGAGGAGCGGGACGAGUCGUGCCCCAUCGCGUGCGAGAGCUGAGGAUCCCCUCGGAACAUCCCUCGGGGCAAGAUGGUGCCGUCCCCCCCCGAGGCCUGGCCCCCGAUGGGCGGCGGAGGAGGGGCGUCUACAGGGGGCUCCGUGAUGGGCGGCUUGGAGGCGAAUUUGGGCGGGGGUGGCAGCGGCGGCGGAUUCCCAGGGGGCGCCGCGCCCGCCCAGCUGCUCAACUGGGUAUAUCUAACACUCGCGGACCAUCACAACCAGCAGGCAGCAGCAGCAGCAGCGGCAGCAGCAGGAGGAACGUCCCAACCAAACCCCCCGCCUCUAGACAGCACGCAGAACAAGAUGCUGCACGGUGGCUGGAACAACCUCAGCAUGGGCGGAGGCUCAGGCGUGGGCGGCGUGGGCGGUGUAGGUUCCAUGCCGCCCUCCUCCCUGGGCUCCCUGGCGGGCGGCGGCCUCAGCAACAUAAAUAACAACAUGGGCGGCGGCGUGGGCGCGCUCGGCGGGGGCGUGGGCGGCCUGAGCUCCUCAGGGAUGGGCGGCCUCAAUUCCCUUCUGAACGGGAGCAACGGGCUGAGCUCAGGGCUGCUGAGUGGGCUGACCGGCCUCACGCCCACGGACAUCUCGGCCCUGACCUCCCUCACCUCGCUCAACGGACUCACGGGAGGCUUCAGCAACGGUCUCAACGGGAUCAACAGUCCCGUUAACAGCAGCAGCUUAAACGGCAGUAUAGGAGAGCUGGCGGACCAACUGAAUGAGCUGACGUUGGGCCUUGACAAGAAGGUGAAGGGGAGGAAACUGCCGCCCAACUACCUGUGCCAUUUGUGCUUCAAGAAAGGCCAUCACAUCAAAGAAUGCCCGCAGGCACGACCCAAGGGCGAGGGCCUCACGCCGUACCAGGGGAAGAAGCGCUGUUUCGGCGAAUUCCGGUGCACGAAAUGCAAACGGAAAUGGAUGAGCGGGAACUCGUGGGCCAACUGCGGCCAGGAGUGCAUCAAAUGCCGCAUCAACGUGUAUCCACACAAGCAGGUCCGUGCUUGUACCCUAACAACUCGGCCCCUCGAUAAGCCAGACGGACUCGAUGUGUCUGACCAGUCCAAAGUCCAUCCACAACACCUCUGUGAGAAGUGCAAGUCCCUUGGCUAUUACUGCAGGAGAGUCAACUAGGAUCCUAAACGAUCAGCAGUUGCAAGGAGGUACACGCAAGGACACACACACACACACACACACACACACACACACACACACACACACACACACACACACAUACACACACACACACACACAACGUUUGCUAGUGUUUUUGCCUUUUGUAUGUACAACACAAGCACACAAACAAGCACACAUAUACAUAGCCAGCCACAAACUUCGAAUCCUGCAAUCGAACUUCGUCGCUCCUGAAACUUCCCUUCCUAGUCUCUUCCGAACUUCAAGAAAGCAAGCGAAGAGAGGGCGUGAACCAACGGCGAAGUCUUCCCUCGACCCUGCGUGGUCCUUCGAUCAACCGACGACACGGCAGAAAUGAGUAAUUUUAUUUAAAACGAGAAUUAAGCGAUUUAGAACUUUAGAAGUCAAUUUACGAAGUGGCAACUGCAAAAGUGAAGCCGAACGAGUGCAUUAUUAUUAUUUCUUUUUUACAUGUAGCCAAACAGUAAUACUCUUCUAAGGUGUGGAAGUUAGAGCACCCUAGAGCAGCUGCAGGCGGCUUGGUACCCUGUUUCCAUACCGUGGGAUCGUCCUCUAGUCUCGGCUCUCUGUGUGUCCUUCAAGCAGUGGUGUCACUGGGGCGACGUGCGCACGUGCACGCCAAGGUGGCCAGAGGCUGCAGUCGCCGUCACCUUUCGAGGUUUAAGCAGACAAAAGUUUCUCUUUUUAGCGGUUAACGUUGUAGAUCCAGUUACAGUAUCUGUCGUAUUCCUAGGCUAUAUAUUUUGAUUAUGUCGACUUCUUUUUGUGUUUAUUCUUACCUAAUAAUAACUCAAGCUUCUGGCGCCAGCCAAGCGUGUCUGCCACACCAGUAGUCACCACUGCGCUGUGUAUUCACACAUAAGUUACUAAUAUGUGUAUUCGUUUUAGUAUAUUUCUGUACUUACUAAAAAAAUAUGUAGUGUAUAAUGGUAUAUAGAGUGGAAAAUGCAAUAUCCGUUUUAAAUGUAACUAUCCAAUUUUGUAUGUUGAUAUAGGUUUUAAUCCCCAGCCAACAGGUCGUGCAAGGUGACCCGUGCUGAGCACAUUCUCGUCUUGCAGUGACGUGUUCCAAUACUAAUCUAAAUCAUUCUGAGUUAGUUAUACCACGUGCAUUCUUCUCUUUUAAGUGUGCUUUGAUGUAAUCUUGAUGGAGUAUGAUUGUUCUGUAGUCUUUCUUGCAACGGUUCUUUUAUUUUUCAAAACUCCUUGAUUGAGGAUGUUCGUUGUUCUUUUGUUCUUUUCCUCAUCACUCACUUGGUGCUGGCGCCCGAAGGCCCACGCGAGUGUGGGUGAGGAUCGCGCUGCCGGCCAGACCUCGGCGCUGCUGAACGAUGGUGCUAGUAAUCUUAAGGACACGUGAAGGAAACGGGUCUCUCCGGGGACAGGCUGGGGACGCGCUGUGACUGCUGAUUGGAAAUUGAUCCGAAAUACGGUUUAUAAAGUGCGGAGCAUGUCACAGAAAUAACAGCAUGAAAUUUAGAUCAUAAUUAUCCAAACUCACUGUAUAUAAGUAAACCAUUAGAUAAACAUGCCUUCGUCUUCCACCUUGUCUCCGAAGGGACGGUCACUUCCCGUGGUUAAAAUUAAGUAUACAAAAUUCUUGCUCUCUGUCCAGUGUGUUCUCCAGACUCUUCAAUCACACGUAUUACAAGGCGAAAAUUUUGCGUUAUUUUGAGGAGGCUAGGAAUACUUUAGCAACUGAGAAUAUCACUAACCAAUAUAUUUCCUGCAUGCAUCUCGUGUUGGUGUGGCCCACCCUGAGGCGAGAGACAACGCAAAACAAAGGAUAAGGAUAAGCUAGAUUUGCGAAGCUGAGCCUCGGCCGGGCCUCAGAAGCCCGUUCGUUAGCUCAGUCUUCUUCACUAUCCUCAAGAUGAUAUUUUGCCGUUAUGGAUUUGGGACGCAAGAAUAAAGUCGGCUUUGAAGAUUAUUUUUCGGCCUUAACAUAUCAGACGAUCCUGAUGUGUACCGCUUGUGACGAGUAGCCACGCCCCCUCGCAUGACGUCACGUUUGCCAGCGGAGACGUGCCCGCCGUCUGGCCCACGCGGUGGACACAACGCAAGAUGGCGACUUCAUUUUUAUUAUUUUAAUAAUUUCGUACAAGUAAAAGUCUCCCGCGUACGUACAAUAUCUAAAUAAGAAACGCCCAUCCCCCGUACGUUUAUUUCUGUAGUGCUCUUUCAUGUUAUCUGGAAAGAAGCCAAAUAACACACCGUUGUUAUGCAUCACACAUGUAGGGCUCGGUUCGAAAGCACUUGGGUACCGCUGCCAGAUUGGUCUCAACGAAGAUGAUCUGUACCCGAAGAAUUUUCUAAAAGUGGUUCAACUCGCCAUCUUGGUUGUGUCCACUUUGAUAAACUACGCGACAAAUCUUAAACUGAUGAUAUUACAGUCAGCAUCAGUGGUAAUGCAAUAGAGAGGAGAUAAGUAGCUUGAUUAUUUUAAUAGCAAGGAAAUCAAAAAUACCUGCAAGUAUAAGAGAAAAGUACCUGUUUUCGCUGGAUUCUACAGCCUGUCCAUACUUAUUUACGAUGACGCUUCUAAUCGAGCUGAGUUUUUUCUUUUACGGACUCGGCCAGACGGGGAUGGCAGGCGAAGUUGCUACACACGCAACGCUAUUCUUAGCUCUGUUAUUAGAGGUGUUUUAUCUUAUACCAAGACCUGUUUCUUGUUUAUUACUGUUAUAUUUCAUUCUUAUUCUUACAAACGACUUUCGUUUCAGCGAUUCAUCUAUGGCAAGUUACAAGUACAGUUUUCUGGUAAUCGGUUUGUUUUUUGUGAUAAAAUAAUUUCACCUUCAGUGCAAAGUACCAUUAACUAAUGAUACAUAUAAAGAUGCUUGAUCGUUACCUGCUCAUUCAAUUCAAUCAUACACUGAUUCCAAAACUAGAAAAGGAAGAAAAACUAUGCGCUGGCAAUUCACAGAACUUCCCCCUCCCCCAACACACAAAAAAGGAAGAAAAAUAAUGUUGAUAAUUAGAUCUCCUGCCUCAGCCAUGUUGUAUUCUUAGCCUCUGUCGCUGCGGCAAAGGGGUUUCCGAGAACCCUGUCUUUACUGUUGCCCUCGUUAUAGAGGCUUCAGGUGAAUGGGACUAGUUUCUCGGGGGCGGGCGAGGGGUGGCGCGGCCGGCGGAGAGAAAGAGGGAGAGGGAGAGAGGGCGCUGGUGGUCGCCAGGAGUACGGCUCUAAAAUUAGCGGCGGUGGCACCCUCUCGCCGCAGACACACUCCCUCCUCACUCCCUCCGACUUGUUUCCCUGCGUAAACUCUUAAACAAAAGAUUACCGAAUCGCCUUGUACUUUCAAUACAGAUAUCAAAAAGGUUGUUUUGAUGUAUCAUUUUACGGAAGAAAGAUGUGCAUAUACAUUUACAUACAUAUAGCCUAUCGCAUUUCAUAUACCAUACAACCAAAACGGUUUAAAACAUGAUUAUCUAUAGUUACAUUCUUCCCAACGUCAACUAAACAUAGACCAGUGAAACAGGAGAGACAGAGCUACGGUGCUACAGUGAAAAAGGCGAGGCGGAGUAAUUGCUUCCGUCAGCCCAUAGCAUCAACUCAUCCACUCAGUUCGUCGUGCUGGAUUCACUUCCUGUCGCCCUCGCCCGGAAUUUCUGUGUUGAUCGUUGAAGCACAAAUUCACUUUUGAGAGAUGUAUUCCGUUAAUAGACAACGAAACACAUUAAAGAAAGAGCUAGUAAUUGUAUAAGUAUGAAAUAUAACAGUUUUCAUUACCAACGUUGAAACCGAGUUCCAUAUAUGAUAAAAAGCACCGUGAGCGGUACCAUUGCUAAUAGACUCAACGGACGGGAGAAAUCUCCAGCUGAGGAAAUGCUGGCUCGUGGCAGAUCGAGGGACGUGGUCCCGUGACGGCCAGGGGCGCGGGGCUCCUCGUCAGGGCGCUUGUAAUUCCAUGGUCGGGCAGGGGGUGGGUUGAGGCCCCUGGAGGUUAACUCCUUGGCAUCGGCAUGUUACCCUUCGGAUUCUUAGGGGUGGCUAUUAAUUGCUAUAUAAAAAGUAACAAUAACAACUAAAUACUUGCAGAGACCAUCCGUGUUUACUCGUAUAACGGAGGAGUAACAUCAGACAUGUCUAGGAGCGUGGAGUAUGCACAGCCGUGACUCAUCCGCCUAGCGUGAGACGUAAAUCAUUCAAUCUGGAUCUAAAGUUUUCCCGCAAGAAGUCUGGUCCUUCUCAUCAGAGGACUCAGACAGCGUCCACUUAGAGGGCGACGGCACUUCGCAGUAUCUAGUGGCCCCCCCGUAGGCCCUCGGCGAGCCAUCUGACCCUCCCGGGUGCCCAGGUCCCCCCCUCACGACCUCAUUAUUCAUAGUUGUGUGUUGUUUACUGCGUCCACUUGUUAAAGACGUCAUCCUAAGACCCGAGAUGCGGUUCACGUGGAAUACGACGUAAGGGAGUAAUAGUGAGAUAGUGUGGAAUGAGAGUGUUGGUGUGCGUGGCAAUAGAGCGUGAGUGUGAAUCGAGGUCCGUGACAUGAAGAGAGAAAGACUGAAGUAAUCAAGUGUGAGGUGAGUGACGUGAGUACGAAGUAGCGUAGGAUGCUCUCUCUCGGAAAGAAUGGAGGAAGAUGAUGUGUUCUGUCGGGGAUGAAAGAAUGACAUCAUCUCUCAUCACCACUUAUCUCUCUUUCUCUCCCGUUCCCUCCCUUCCUCUCUCAUAUCUCUCUCUCUCUCUCUCUCUCUCUCUCUCUCUCUCUCUCUCUCUCUCUCUCUCUCUCUCUC